Messenger RNA from Mycosarcoma maydis (corn smut), 1704 nucleotides. Its product is annotated as putative chaperonin containing TCP-1 complex subunit CCT6. The coding region runs from base 1 to 1704 and encodes 567 amino acids. The record is from RefSeq and is a predicted model, not a curated record. Gene Ontology annotation, molecular function: ATP binding; ATP-dependent protein folding chaperone; ATP hydrolysis activity. NCBI's taxonomy places the organism in Eukaryota, Fungi, Basidiomycota, Ustilaginomycetes, Ustilaginales. Gene Ontology annotation, biological process: protein folding. Gene Ontology annotation, cellular component: chaperonin-containing T-complex. The transcript has a single exon.
AUGUCAGCCAUCGAGCUCAUCAACCCUAGAGCCGAGUCCGUUCGUCGGACUCAGGCUCUUCAAGUCAACACUGCCGGUGCCAUCGGCCUCGCACAGGUGGUCCGAUCCAAUCUUGGUCCUCGCGGCACCAUCAAGAUGCUCGUCGAUGGCUCGGGUAACCUCAAGAUGACCAAGGACGGCAAGGUACUCCUCACCGAAAUGCAGAUCCAGAACCCGACCGCUGCCAUGAUCGCCCGAACCGCCGUCGCGCAGGAUGAACAGUGUGGCGAUGGCACCACCUCGGUCGUUCUUCUCGUCGGUGAGCUGCUCAAGCAGGCCGAGCGAUACAUUCAGGAAGGCGUCCACCCUCGUGUCAUCAGCGAAGGCUUUGAUGUAGCCAAGACGGGAGCACUCAAGUUUCUCGAAGAGUUCAAAAGGACCUCCGAGAUGGACCGUGCUACACUGAUCAAGGUCGCCACCACCUCUCUCUCCACCAAGCUGCACGCUAAACUGGCAACACAGCUCGCAGCCGACAUUGUAGAUGCAGUGCUCGCCAUCAAGCCCUCCACCACCUCAACCAUCGAAGCACCCGCGCCCACAGCAGACGGCAGCAGUGAGAGUGUCUCUGAGUGGAACAUCAAGGAUCCCAUCGACUUGCACAUGGUCGAGAUCAUGAAGAUGCAGCACAAGACCGAGACAGAUACUCAGCUCGUCCGCGGUCUCGUGCUCGAUCAUGGUGCGCGUCAUGCCGACAUGCCUAAGCGUGUCGAAAACGCUUACGUCCUCACUCUCAACGUUUCGCUCGAGUAUGAAAAGACCGAGGUCAACUCCGGCUUCUUCUAUUCUUCCGCAGAGCAGCGCGAAAAGCUCGUCGAGAGCGAGCGCCGAUUUGUCGAUGCCAAGCUGAAAAAGAUUGUCGAGCUCAAACAGGCUGUUUGCGACGCACCUACCGAGGCAAGCAACGAGAAGAAGAAGAACUUUGUCAUUUUCAAUCAGAAGGGGAUCGACCCCAUGUCGCUCGACAUUCUCGCCAAGAACGGUAUUCUGGCGCUACGAAGGGCCAAGAGGAGAAACAUGGAGCGCCUGCAACUCUGCUGUGGAGGUGUUGCGCAAAAUUCGGUCGACGAUCUCAGCCCCGAUGUGCUUGGUUACGCAGGUCUCGUUUACGAGCACACGUUGGGCGAGGAGAAGUAUACGUUUGUCGAGGAAUGCAGGGACCCCAAGUCGGUGACCAUCCUGAUUAAGGGACCCAACGCACACACCAUGUCGCAGAUCCAGGACGCAGUUCGCGAUGGUCUGCGCUCGGUCAAGAAUGCCAUCGAGGACACAACGCUGAUCGCCGGUGGUGGAGCAUUCGAGAUCUCGGCAUGCCAAUACUUGACCACGGAGGUCAAGAAGUCAGCCAAGGGACGCGCCAAGUUGGGCGUACAGGCGUUUGCAGAUGCCAUGCUGGUGAUUCCCAAGACUCUGGCCUCGAAUUCGGGCUUCGAUGUGCAGGACUGCCUGGUAGCUUUGCAAGAUGAGGCGGCUGAGGGUAACGUGGUCGGGCUCGACGUCCAGACGGGCGAGCCGAUGGACCCAAUCAGCCAGGGAAUCUGGGACAAUUACCGUGUCAAGAGACAUAUGUUGCACAGCUCGGCCGUUAUCGCUUCUAACUUGCUUAGCGUCGACGAGAUCCUGCGUGCUGGAAGGAGCAGUCUGAAGAGCGAAGGCCCGAUGGGUUAG